UUCUUUGGAGGCACCACCGUCUGACUCCUGUCGCCUUGUUUUCCUGUGACGCUGCAGGCAGACUCACUAAAGACUGUGAACUCCUGCACAACAUCCACACUUUGGCGUGUGUCCGUGUAUGCGUGUGUUUUAGGGGAAAUUAACAACCAAACAAUGUGCCUCGCUACCUUUGACGUGACUUAAAACCCCUCUUGAAAUGGAAAAUAACUCCGUAGAAGAUGAGUGCGUGGAUUCGGGAGCAGAAACUGCAGGACAUUAGUCACAAAAUGGACCUCAUGAGGGGUCUGAUUAUAGUUCCUUGUCAUCUACUAGCAGCGACAUGUGGAUGCACGACCUCCAGCGGGACCCCUUCCUGGUGAGCGUGCACUUGAUCGCAGACCCGGGCGAGGGCCGCGUCCUUCAGCAUGCGGCUGACGGCGUGCUGAGGUGGCUCCACCCUGAGCUGCAGCUUUUCAGGGUGUCGGAGCGCGCCACCUCCUCCGAGUGCCCCCGACCCAAGCAGCACCAUAUGCACCGGGGGGGUGCCCCCCAACCGGCACUGGCGGUAAUUUUGUUCCUCUUGCAAGGCGACGGGGGCAGGGAGAAGCUGGGACACCCACCUUGGCAGUACCAUCACAGCGAGAAGGUGAGCCGAGGGCGGCAGUCGGGGGCAGCGUCCACACAGGAUUUUUUCACACUGGGACCCAGCACCCCGCUGUGGGCCCUGAGGAGGGUGCACUAUGGUAAAGGGACACUGCGUUUGACGCUGUACUGUUGCUAUGACAACUAUGUCCACACGGUGCGCUUGUACAAGCGUCUGCUGGGCCGCCGGGUGGCCCACAAGACACCCGACUUCUGCUUCCUGGUGGUGUAUGCCAACCCUCUCCUGGAGGUCCAGAUGGCUUUCAGGAGGCUGCCCAGAGGGAGGAGCCCAGCCCCGCUGGACUCAGCCUUGCUUGAAGUGAGGGUGCAAGAUGUGGGGGCCCUGGUGCCACUCCUGCCCAAUGCGUGCAGGCCCAUUAGUGCCAUGAGGUGGCAGACGCAAGACUACGACGGAAAUCAAAUACUACUGCAGGUGCAAGGUGCUCAGAGGAGCCAUCACCAUCAUCAUCCCCAUCGGGCAACCCCCAACCACAGGGUUCCGCAUCAUCAGGCGUCACUGCGCUCCCUCCCUUUAUGCGGCAACGAGCACUUCUAUCCUGAGUGGUGGUGCCAGGACUGCUGGGGAAAUGGCGGACGCUCCGACUCACUCUUCUCGCUGCCCAACCUUAGCUCAUCACCAGUUCCCCCGGCCAGCCCCCCUCGCCGGGAACGCCGCGGCCGCUCCCUGCGGCGGAGCGCUUCCUUUGUUCCGCCUUUCCGCCUCAACGUGGACACCCUGGUGGGCGCAGAGGAGACGGACGUAGACACGGGGACCACGGUCAGAGCGGGCGGUGUUGACCUCAGCGUGGUGUCGGCGUACGCCCACCAAGCUGGCCCACCAGCGCCCCACUCGCGGCAUCUCGAUCCAGAGCAUGUGACAGCCCUGCCAGAGCGGACAAAGGAUGGGAAAGGCUCCACGGGACCCCUCAAUGGGGGAGACCAUGAAGCGCUUGAAGAAGGCUGCGCAGAGGAAGACCUCGAGGAAUUCUACAUUUGAUGUGUAGCACUAUGCUGCCCCCUGGUGUGAAUUAUUUGGAGUCAUUUAUUUCUGUUGUGCAAGUGGGCGGUUAUCAAGCACUGCUCCAAUGGCUCACACUAAUUUAAAUUAUGCUAAUUUGAUCAUGUACAUCAGUUGCACGAUUUAAAUGUGAUAAAUUAAUGCAAAUUUCCCAUUUUCUUUUUGAAAAUAAUAAAAUGUCACAUUUAACAUUUAA
Phyllopteryx taeniolatus (common seadragon) is the source of this 1835-nucleotide messenger RNA. RefSeq names its product protein FAM124A. The transcript has 5 exons. NCBI's taxonomy places the organism in Eukaryota, Metazoa, Chordata, Actinopteri, Syngnathiformes, Syngnathidae. The coding region runs from base 320 to 1618 and encodes 432 amino acids. The record is from RefSeq and is a predicted model, not a curated record.